Molecule: messenger RNA, 876 nt
Organism: Diaporthe batatas
Lineage: Eukaryota; Fungi; Ascomycota; Sordariomycetes; Diaporthales; Diaporthaceae
Exons: 2
Coding region: 77-772 (231 amino acids)
Cellular component (GO): nucleolus
Molecular function (GO): RNA binding
Source: RefSeq, a predicted model, not a curated record
GUGAUAUUUCGGUCGCAGACUUCCACCUGCUUUACUUACACCACAUCCCUAUACUACCUGUCUCCACGCUGCCAAUAUGUUCGCCAAACCACGCCCGAAAAAGUCAAUACUUCCGCCGCCCUCAAAGAAGCGCAAGGCAACACACACCGUUGAGGAGAUCAGCUUUGACGACAAUGCGAGACAAGAAUAUCUGACUGGGUUCCACAAGAGGAAGGUCCAGAGGCAGAAGCACGCACAGGAGGAGGCUGCCAAGAGGGCGAGGGAGGAGAAAAUUGAGUUCCGCAAACAGCUGCGAGAAGACAGGAAGAAGCAGGUCGAGGAGCAUGUCAAGAACAUCGAGGCUAUCAUGAAGGGGUCCAAGGUAGCCGGCCUGGGCUCGGACCAAGAAGGCUCUGAAACUGGUGACUCGGACAAGGACGGAGACGAAUGGAACGGAUUCGAUGAGGCCCCAGAGGCGCCAGCCCUGGAGCCUGUGGAUCAUGAAGAGGAAUACAUCGAUGAGGAUCUCUAUACAACUGUCAAAGUGGAGGCAGUCAGUGUGGACAGAGACGGCCUGCACAACAAAUCAGAACUGGAGGCUGCAGGUGAGGACAGCGAUGAAGACAGUAAAGCAGACGGCGCAGAGUCCAAGCCUGCCAAUGCCAAGGAUGCAACGUCGAGUAAAGGCCGGAAAGACGCCCCCAAGAAGAAAAAGAAGAAAUUCAGGUACGAGACAAAAGUCGUCAGGCAGCUGGAGAAUCGGAAAAACAAGGCGAGGAAGUCAAGAGGUUAGGGUAUGGCGAUGUGCAACCUCCGAGAUUAGAAUAUUGGACACCACAGUUUUGAUACCCACACAACAAGGUCACAAGGAUGUCGAGAACAUCAACAAAUUCCAUU